Messenger RNA from Lactuca saligna, 1406 nucleotides. NCBI's taxonomy places the organism in Eukaryota, Viridiplantae, Streptophyta, Magnoliopsida, Asterales, Asteraceae. The record is from the annotation of a GenBank genome assembly.
CGAAUCCGAGUGAGAUUCUUCCAUAUAACAGCAUACACUUGUAAUAGUUGCAGAUUCGUUUCUAAUUCCACCCAUUUCUCACAUACAAGUUCAAAUCAAAGCAAACAGAAACGAAAGGCGAUUGAAGAAGAAAUAAGUGUUGGAUGGCGGAUUGUAAAAAAGUUUCAAAAUUGUACUCUAUCGAUCUCUCAUCUCCUCAUAUUCCAACCUCUGUAUCCUUACUCAAACAGGCCUGCGUGGAUUCCGGUUUCUUCUACGUAACAAAUCAUGGAAUCAGUGAGGAAUUUCUGGAUGAAGUUUUUGCGGAAAGCAAGAAGUUCUUCGAGCUUCCAUUAGAGGAGAAAAUGAAGCUUCUUAGAAAUGAGAAACACCGAGGCUACACUCCUGUUCUUGACGAACUCCUUGAUCCCGCCAAUCAACUCCAUGGUGAUCACAAGGAAGGAUUUUACAUUGGUAUCGAGCUUCCUGAAGAUAACCCUGACGCUCAAAGAACAUUUUAUGGGCCAAAUUUAUGGCCUGAUUCAGAUAUCUUACCUGGAUGGAGGCAGACUAUGGAAAAAUAUCAUCAACAAGCUCUGAAAGUAGUUAGAAAAAUAGCAAGGUUCAUCGCCCUUUCUCUUGAUCUUGAUGCCAACUAUUUUGAAAGACCAGAAAUACUUGGCAAUCCGAUUGCAAUCUUACGUUUACUGCAUUAUGAAGGCCAAGUAUCAGACCCUUUGAAGGGAAUAUAUGGAGCUGGUGCACACUCUGAUUAUGGUUUUAUAACACUCUUGGCAACAGAUAAUGUUUCUGGACUCCAAAUAUGCAAGGAUAAAGAUUCUAACCCUCAGGUGUGGGAAUCUGUUGAACCAUUAAAAGGAGCCUUUGUUGUAAAUCUUGGUGAUAUGCUGGAACGAUGGAGCAACUGUAUUUUCAGGUCAACGUUACAUCGGGUGUUGGGAAGUGGUCAAGAGCGAUAUUCUAUUCCAUAUUUUGUGUUGCCAAGUCAUGAUUGUGUGGUUGAAUGCUUACCUACCUGCCAUUCAAAAGAAAACACUCCCAAGUUUCCUCCAAUCAAAUGUGAAACCUACCUUCUUCAACGAUAUCAUGACACUCAUGCUGAACUUAGUACAUACAAAAAACCCUAGAUUUCAUUUGGCCAAUUUGUUAAAGUAAUAAAAUAGUUACUAUUAUUAUUUAAAUUUCAUUUGGCAUAUCUUGAUGAUGAUGAUGAAAAAAGUAUUCAUGUCUUUUGCAAUUUACACACCAAAGUGGUUUUUUAUGAACACAAAAUGACUGUGAAUUAUAUCAUAUACUUGAUAAUUAAUUGUAUGGGGUCACACGUGUUGCAUGAGUAUGGUGUAUUCAACUCCUUCUGUUUUAGAAUAACAAAACCUUUCGUGCCCACAAAUAUCAUUUAAAGAUGG